This is a messenger RNA of Arachis ipaensis, 1095 nucleotides long. RefSeq lists its product as uncharacterized. The record is from RefSeq and is a predicted model, not a curated record. Lineage: Eukaryota; Viridiplantae; Streptophyta; Magnoliopsida; Fabales; Fabaceae.
AUGCUCGACCGCGAAAGUGUCAUGUUUCAUCAAGUAUUCUGGUCAUUCCCAUCGUGUGUCGAGGCAUUCCAGCACUGCAAGCCCCUAGUCUCGGUUGAUGGAACACACCUGUAUGGUAAAUACACGGGGACCUUGUUGAUGGGAAUAGCACAGGACAGAAACAACAACAUUCUUCCGAUAGCUUUCACGCUUAUGGAGCGGGAGAACACAGAUGUGUGGUACUUCUUUCUGACUAACUUAAGGAGACAUGUGGCUAUAAAGACUACGCUCGAACGAGACAGUUGUGUCUGGGAACACAAUGUUUACUAUGUCCAACACAUUGCGUCAAACUUUGCAACAAACUUCAAGAGUAAGGAAGCCAAAAGACAUCUUGUUAACGCGGCAUACUCAAAGACGCAAGAGCAGGCACAAUACUACCUUGAGUUAAUCAGCGCUGAGGAUCCCGCCACAUCCCCGGCAAUGAUGGCUUGGAUAAGAGGGUUAGAGCCACCGAAAUGGCUCCAACACCGCGAUGAGAGUCGCCGAUAUGGUCACAUGACAACAAAUCUUUCUGAGUGCAUCAACUCUGUGCUCAAGGGGACUCGUAACCUUCCGGUAUGUGCAAUUGUCAAGUCCACCUACUACCGUCUAAAUGCAUUGUUUGUCAACAAGGGUCGGCAGGCAGAAGCACAUGUUGCAUGUGGCCAGAUAUUUUCACAGUUCUUGCAAAAGGCAAUACUUGCCAACAGGGAGGGAAUCACACAAAUGCUUGUGAUAUCAUACGACAGGGCGACAUCGAUCUUCACCGUCGAUGAGAUAGCCGGUGUAAGGCUUGACUGGCAGUCUUAUGUUGACGAUGUUUAUCGGGUUGAAAAUGUAGUCCGGGUCUAUCAGAUGGAGUUUCCGCCAUUGCCUAACGAGGAAGUGUGGCCACUGCACGAUGGAAAACGUCUCCGUCCCAAUCCCCAUUUGCGCCGAUCGAUGGACGGCCGACCUGUGUCGACAAGAAUUUGGAACGAGAUGGACGACGUCGAGCCUGGACCUGGAAAGCGAUGCGAUAUUUGCAGGCAACCAGGGCAUACUAGGAGACAUUGUCCUCAUAUUGCUGGCACUUAG